AUAAUUUUUUCUGUUCAAGCAAACAAGGCAUUAGAUUAUGGUAGAUCGCUUGGCUCCGCAAAACCACCGUGACACUCUUCUCACUCCUCUCCGGGAAACCAAAAAACCCCAAAUUUUCUUUCAAAAUCUCACAAUCCAAACACCUUUAUUUUCCCAUUCGAAUCGAAGCAAUAACAAAAUAGUCGUGUUUGCGGUGAUCAAAUCAAAUGGAGGAGAGGAAUCAUCAUCAUCAUCGUGGUGAGGAGGAAGACGAUGAGACCGAGAGCAGCGACUACACGUCGGAGGACGAAGGCACGGAGGACUACCGGCGCGGCGGCUACCACGCCGUCCGACUUGGCGAUUCCUUCAAAAGCGGCCAGUACGUCGUCCAGAGCAAGCUCGGCUGGGGCCACUUCUCCACCGUCUGGCUCGCUUGGGACACCCUCAACUCGCGAUAUGUGGCACUUAAAAUGCAAAAGAGUGCGCAACAUUACACAGAGGCAGCAAUGGAUGAGAUUACCAUCUUGCAACAGAUUGCAGAUGGUGACCCUGAUGAUAAGAAAUGCGUAGUGAAAUUGUUGGAUCAUUUUAAGCACUCGGGUCCAAAUGGGCAGCAUGUUUGCAUGGUUUUCGAGUAUUUGGGGGAUAAUCUACUGACACUGAUCAAGUAUAGUGAUUACCAUGGAUUGCCUAUUCAAAGAGUCAAAGAAAUAUGCUCUCAUAUUUUGGUGGGUUUGGAUUACUUGCACAGACAGCUCUCGAUUAUACACACUGAUUUGAAACCAGAGAAUAUUUUAUUGUUGUCCAUGAUUGACCCAUCUAAGGAUCCUAGAAAAUCUGGUGUUCCUUUAAUUCUUCCUAACAGCAAGAAUAAGACUAUGUUUGAGUCUGGUAUUGCAAAAGAUGUCAAGACAUGCAAUGGGGAUUUGACUAAAAGCCAAAAGAAAAAGAUUAAAAGAAAGGCUAAGCGAGCUGCUCAGGGUUGUGCAGACAAGGAAGCUUCUGCAGAAACUGAGACAGAACCUGAAACAUCUGGUGCUGGGGAGGCUUCUAAAAAUUCUAACUCAAAUGUGGGUUCUGUGGAAGACCAGCGUGAUGGUUCUGUCAGUACAAAUAUUUUGUCCAUAGCUGAUGGAACUAACAGUGCGCAAGGAAGUCAGGGCCAUAAAAGAGGGAGCCGAUCCACAAGGCAGAAGCUGUUGGAAUCGGCUGACCUGACAUGCAAAUUGGUUGACUUUGGGAAUGCUUGUUGGACCUACAAGCAAUUUACAAAUGACAUUCAAACAAGGCAGUAUAGGUGUCCAGAGGUUAUCCUAGGUUCUAAAUAUUCUACCUCAGCAGAUCUUUGGUCAUUUGCUUGCAUUUGUUUUGAACUUGCAACAGGUGAUGUUCUUUUUGAUCCUCAUAGUGGUGACAACUUCGACAGAGAUGAGGACCACUUAGCAUUGAUGAUGGAGCUUCUUGGGAUGAUGCCACGAAAGAUUGCCUUGGGUGGUCGUUAUUCCCGGGACUUAUUUAACAGAUAUGGUGAUCUAAGGCACAUCCGACGGUUGCGUUUCUGGCCCUUGAAUAAGGUUCUGAUGGAGAAAUAUGAAUUCAGUGAGCAAGAUGCAUCUGACUUGGCUGACUUCCUGAUUCCCAUACUUGAUUUUGUCCCAGAGAAGCGGCCAACUGCAGGACAAUGCCUACUUCAUCCAUGGAUUAGUUCAGGUCCUCGUCUUCUAGAACCUUCCAUUCAAUCCCAAGCAGCUGAUACUGUAAAUUCCGAGACAAAGAAGAGAGAUAAGGAGGAGAGAGAAGCCAUGGAGGUUGGAAUGGGGAAUGUUACCAUCAAUGCAGACUCUAAACAGUUCAUAGACCCUCAGUCCAGUAGUAAACCGUCAAAGACAAUCGUAGGCAGUUCAUCUAGGUAAAGAUGGCCUAUGUUCUGUUCACAUAAUUUUUCUUCAACAGCGGUUUGAUUCUUCCAAGGCAUGAUUUGUUCCCCAAUUGGUUUGUACUGACAUUUUGUUUGUGGAUGGGCUUGUUAUAAUACGGUGAGAUCGACAAAGCAAUAGCUUAAAGCGGUCAGAUACCAGAUUAAGAAGAAUAGAUUCUCCUUUCUCGCGCAAUCUUUGUACGGUGCAUACUUACCCUCUGUAUGCAAUAGCUCAGAUCUGGUCUUCAUGAAAAUUCUCAGGUUUGGUGACUUUGUAAGGAGAUUCAUUUGAUGUUGAAACUUGUUCGACAUAUUAAGGAAUAUUUUUGUUACUUUGAACAUAUUUUAAUGGUUCUACUGGUGUUGGGUGUAUGUGAGAUUUUGCCGAUCCUAUAUGUCAUAUAAUUUCCAUGUUUUGUUA
Messenger RNA from Camellia sinensis, 2318 nucleotides. RefSeq lists its product as uncharacterized. Gene Ontology annotation, biological process: regulation of mRNA processing; spliceosomal complex assembly; peptidyl-serine phosphorylation. NCBI's taxonomy places the organism in Eukaryota, Viridiplantae, Streptophyta, Magnoliopsida, Ericales, Theaceae. Gene Ontology annotation, molecular function: ATP binding; protein serine/threonine kinase activity. The record is from RefSeq and is a predicted model, not a curated record.